AUAUUCUUAUUGGUAAGACUUUAAUCAUAUGACAGUCAUUCGUCUGCAUUCAAGAAAUAUGGGUGUAAUAAUGGCUCUAUUUUGCCUGACCCUUGUUUUAUCAAUCCUUGGUGCUAAUGGCGCUGGAGAGUUCAGUGUGCUCCAUAGCCCAGAGUCCUUAAAAUUCUCGGGUACCUCUGAAGUCGAGGAAAGCUUACUUAAAGAGAUAUUCUCGGCUUCUUUUGGUCUCUCCGUUGAUCAGAACUCUGCAUGGAAUGGAUUAUCAAUCGUCGAUCCCUUCAACACUCCAGAAGCUAUUGUCGAGGUUUAUGUUGAAGGUGUAUCUAGCCUUGGCAGUAUUGUUGAAUCUAAAGGAAGAAACUAUCCGCUAGUGGUGGAUGAGUAUGAACCGGACACAUUCAAUGUCAUCAAACAUAGGAUUGAGCAGCGUUUCAGCAAUGGUGGAAACAUACUCACAAAUAUCCAGCUUUCCAACCCCGGAGAGUUUCAGUCUUUCUCUGCUGUGUUUGGUGAUAUGGCACCACCAAAGGUACCGAAGCAAACGCUGCAGCAUUUAAAAAUCAGUGUUGAAGAAGAUUAUCAAUUUUUGGCUGAAUUGGAGGCUUUGAAACUUUUCAUUAGCAAGAUCAAUGCAGGUGCAAUCAGCCCGGACAACAUCAUUGAUUUCUACAACUUCAGAUUCCGUUCACUGCACGUCUUGUCCGACCUCCACGGUCCCAACUCCUUGCAGACUAAGGAGGCAAAGAAACUUUUAGGCGAGGAGCUGAUGGAGCUGAGCAAGGCGUUCUCGAAGGCGUACGACGGCGCGGUGCUGGUGUCGGUGGUGUGCACGGACGUGGCGCACACGCGGCGCGCCGUGCGCCACGUGCGUCUGCCGCGCCAGGCCCCCACGCCCCCCACCACCACCGCCUCGCCGCCCAGCGCCACGGCAUACUCCGCGGACUACGCUGCCAUCUUCAACAUCCUGCUGUGGUUCGGCGUCAUCUUCACGUUCACUCUGGUCGCCAUCGUGUACGCCAUCAUGGACAUGGACCCCGGCAGGGACUCCAUCAUCUACCGCAUGACCAGCACGAGGAUGAAGAAAGAUAAUUAAACCACAUUACUGUUUCUGAUGCCUUCACAGAGCACCUAAGUCAGUGCACUCACUGCUAAUGCUUGACCACAG
Molecule: messenger RNA, 1165 nt
Organism: Papilio polytes (common Mormon)
Lineage: Eukaryota; Metazoa; Arthropoda; Insecta; Lepidoptera; Papilionidae
Gene: ATP6AP2
Product: renin receptor
Exons: 8
Coding region: 29-1093 (354 amino acids)
Biological process (GO): positive regulation of Wnt signaling pathway
Cellular component (GO): membrane; external side of plasma membrane
Molecular function (GO): signaling receptor activity
Source: RefSeq, a predicted model, not a curated record